Molecule: messenger RNA, 2040 nt
Organism: Dreissena polymorpha
Lineage: Eukaryota; Metazoa; Mollusca; Bivalvia; Myida; Dreissenidae
Product: probable inactive tRNA-specific adenosine deaminase-like protein 3
Exons: 8
Coding region: 337-1359 (340 amino acids)
Cellular component (GO): nucleus; cytoplasm
Molecular function (GO): tRNA-specific adenosine-34 deaminase activity
Source: RefSeq, a predicted model, not a curated record
UUAGCGAUACGUACAAAAAUGUGCAGUGCAACCUGGUCCAUAUUGGUCACUGUUGUGCAAAAAUCAUAAGUUUUUGUCUUUAAAUAUGUUUGCAUGUAAAUUGAUAAUUAAUUAUAUAAGUUUGGAUUGUAGAGAGUGUUAAUUGUUGUCAAAUUUUGAAAAACAUCUACGAUUUGUUUUAUAUAUUAACUUACUACUAACUUGCAUAGUAUUCCGAUUAUUUAAGUUCGGAUGGGCUACAAAACACUUAGUUUUUUUUAACACACCAAUUGUCAAUUAACAAAUAUACAUACUUAUCUACUGAUUUCACUGUCUGUUUAGCUUCUUAUUUAAGAGAUGGAAUUGGAAAGACUGUCAAAGAGGCCAAGACAGGAAGAAAAUGACAUGGACUUACGCGCUGUGACUUGCAGUAUGCUACCAAUACUUGAUGACAAGUACCUAAAACCGAUCUCAACUGUUGAGAUGCAUGUCUGUGAGGUACUCGACAAGCAAAAAACUUCAGCUAUUCUAAAAUUUUUGUCACAGAAAUUUCCAUUAGAUAAAUAUCAGCAUAUGAAAAGAAUCAAGUCUUCAAAAGAGUCUGUAAUGGUUCUGUUGUGUGAAGCAUCAGAGAUAAGCAAAGCAGACCUGGACCGAGAAUUGUCUCCCAUCGCCUCUCACCUUGGCAUCAUUAGAAUUGCCACAGUACCUGCGUCGGCCCCGCUCACACGGCAACAGUUUGAGGACAGUGUUAUGCUGUGGCCUGUCAACUUCCAUGAAAACAAAGAGAUUACACAACUUGUAAAAGGCACAUUCUUCACAACAGAAGAUUUGAGAAUCAUUUCCAGACACAUGCAACAGGCUAUCCAGACGGCAAUAUUGGGCAAAGAAAACAAUCAGGUUGCUAUAGGAGCAGUGAUUGUAGACCCUCGUACUGACCGUGUGAUAGCCCGGUGUUGUGACUUGAGGAACCAAUACCCCCUCCAGCACGCCACCAUGGUAUGUGUGGAUCUAGUUGCCAGGUCACAGGGAGGGGGCAUGUGGAAAUAUGAUGAGGAUUCCAACUUACACUGGAGUGCCCCUAGCAAUGGUGAUUCAUAUCCUGAUUCCAACAUAGACACCCAGGCAGUGUGUAAGACUGAGCCCUACUUGUGUACUGGAUACCAUCUGUACAUCACUAGAGAACCUUGCAUCAUGUGCUCCAUGGCGCUGGUCCAUUCCCGUAUUCAAAGGGUCUACUAUGGUAGCAGCUACAGCGAGGGUGCCUUAGGUAGCAGGUACAAACUGCAUGUGACCCCAGGACUCAACCACCACUACCAGGUGUUUGGAGGGGUCCUCAAGGAACAGUGUGAUGGCUUGUACUCAGAGACAGGAAGUUGAGAUCGAAAAUGAACACUGCUCUGAGCCUGCAAUGUCACUAUCAGGUAUUAAGAUAAAGAUGGCUGGUACAUGUACUAAUAGACAGGAAGAUGGGGUUGAAGCUACACGAGUCAUUAUUUUGCGACACUGAGACUUACCCAAUUAUAUCAGCUGUUUGGAGGGGAGCUGAAGAAGCAAUACGAGACAAGAAUGUGGGCUACAAAGUGACUGUUACCCCAAGACUGAUUUGUACAACCCGGCAAUGAACCACAUCUUUAAAACCAGUAUCAUGCGAAAAUGGGUCUUAUGCACCCAGCAUGGCUCUUGGCCAGCCUUACAUUCUCACAGUCAGGUCAGGAUCUACCAUGUCCUCUAAUGAGACUACAAAACCAGACUCUGUGCAUGCGCAGGCCAGAGCUACACUGGCUGCAUCGGUCCCAUUUUCAUAUGAGGUAGGUCAAUAGGUGUUGGGCGGAUUUCUAAAGGGACAGUGUGGUAGUAAGUACCCAUAGACACUUAAGUUGAGAUAACUAUCAUGUGACUCGUAGACUCGACCAUCAUUAUCAAAUGUUUGGAUGAAGAGUGUGAUUCCCUGUACUAGCAGACAGGAAGUAUUUAAUGUCUUUGCGUUGGUUGCGUUGUAAAUUGGUUUAUAAAAUGUAUUUAUAUAUAUUUGAUUUAUUAAAAUAUGAUUAUGGUAAA